AGUCGCAUAUUAGAUUUCGUUGUGUACGGUCGAUUCAAUAUUGGUGAAUAAACUUCUGAUAGCAUUUCAAAAAUUGAGUAUCCAUUCCCUAUUAGUCCCAAUGUCAAUUUGACAUUUCGUAUCGACCCUAUGCAUCUAUUUAGUGACCAUCAUACUGAUACUCAAAAUGAACAUGGCUAAUACGGGCGUAUUGCCUUUCGUCAGAGGGGUUGAUUUCACCAGAAAUGAUUUCAAUGGGGACAAAUUUCCUACUGCAGUAAGCUCUAUGAUAGGAGUCCAGUGGUUGAAGUUAGAUCGUACAAAUUUGGAUGAAAUUCCCAAAGAGUUGGGGAAUCUUAUGAAAUUGGAACAUCUCUCCCUAACAAGAAAUAAUCUUGAAAAACUCUAUGGAGAGUUAACAGAACUGAAUUGCUUGCGUACUUUGAAUCUAAGACGUAAUAAUGUCAAGAGUUCAGGAAUUCCAGCAGAACUCUUUCAACUUGAAGAACUGAGUACCUUAGAUUUGAGUAGAAAUAACUUGAAGGAAAUUCCUGAAGGUUUGGACAAAGCUAAGUCAUUGCUAGUGUUGAACUUGAGUCACAACUACAUUGAGUCAAUUCCAAAUAGUCUCUUCAUCAACUUGACAGAUCUGUUGUUCUUGGAUUUGAGCAAUAACAAUUUAGAGACUCUUCCUCCUCAAACUAGAAGACUUGCCAAUUUACAGACUUUGAUUUUAAACAACAAUCCUUUAGGACACUUCCAACUACGCCAAUUGCCAUCAUUAAUUAAUGUUGAAACAUUGCAUAUGAGAAACACUCAGAGGAACCUUAAUAAUUUUCCCACUAACUUGGAGAAUCUGAUUAAUCUUGUUGAUGUUGACUUGGCAAAAAAUGGUUUGCCCAAAAUUCCAGAUUCAUUGUAUUCCCUACCAAAUUUGAAAAGACUAAAUCUGAGUGAAAAUGAAAUCACUGAAUUAUCCUCAGCUCUAGAGCUGUGGCAAAAACUGGAAACAUUGAAUUUAUCAAAUAACAAUAUAACCAUUCUCCCUAGUGGAAUAUGCAAGUUAUCUUCAUUGAGGAGAUUGUAUGUGAAUGACAAUCAAUUGGACUUUGAGGGCAUUCCUUCUGGCAUAGGAAAGCUGGGUAACCUAGAAAUUUUCUCAGCAGCAAAUAAUCGUCUAGAGAUGAUACCUGAAGGCCUGUGCAGAUGUGGUUCAUUGAAAAAGUUGAAUCUGAGUUCAAAUCAGUUGAUAACAUUGCCAGAUGCCAUACAUCUUCUAACUGAUUUAGUUAAUUUAGAUUUGAGGCACAAUCCUGACUUGGUCAUACCCCCCAAGCCAGUUGAAACAAUUAGAGGGGCAGGAAUUGAGUUUUAUAAUAUUGAUUUUUCACUGCAAAAUCAACUGAGGCUGGCUGGUGCUAAUGUACCAGCUCCUACACCCACACAAAAUCCAAGUAAGGAUCCAAUUGCGAGAAAACUCAGACUGAGGAAAGGUCGAAGAGAUCAUGAGGAAGCAGACCAGGAUCAAGCGAAAAUUCUGAAGGGUAUGAAAGAUAUAGCCAAAGAAAAAGACAAUAGUGUCCAGGAAGAUGCUAAAACAGAAUCACUAAAGCCUAAGCGAUGGGAUGAAACCCUGGAAAAACCUCCUUUAGAUUAUUCCGAAUUUUUCGAUGAUAAUGCAGGACAAGUGCCUAGUCUCACGAUCUGGGAAAUUGAGAACUUCUUGCCUAAUCGUAUCGAUGAAGUCGCAUACGGAAAGUUUUACGAAGGAGAUUGUUACAUAGUCCUCAAGACGAGUGUGGACGAAAAUCAAGCAUUAUCUUGGAAAAUAUAUUUUUGGAUUGGAGAAAAAGCACCAUUAGACAAGAGAGCUUGCUCAGCUAUUCAUGCGGUAAAUUUGAGAAAUUAUCUGGGGGCGCAAUGUCGUACAAUUAGAGAAGAACAAGAAGACGAAUCGGAAGAAUUCUUGAGUCUUUUCGACUCACAGAUUCAAUAUAUUGAAGGAGGAAGAACCUGUAGCGGAUUCUAUACUGUCGAAGACUUGAAUUUCGAAACAAGAUUAUACAGAAUCCAUCCGGCUGGACCAACCGUCCAUCUGGAACCAGUCGCCAUUUCUGUCGAUUCUUUGGAUCCGAAUUUCGUGUUCGUAUUGGACACUGGGAUGCAAAUUUUCGUGUGGAACGGCAAGAAAGCGAAAAACACCUUGAAAUCCAAGUCUCGUUUGAUGUGCGAGAAAAUCAACAAGAUCGAACGCAAAAAUAAGGCCGAAAUAAUCACCGAGAUCACUGGAGACGAGAGCAAAGAGUUUUGGAUCGGUUUAGGACAACCAGACGGUUUGCCACCAGAAGAACCACCGAGGGAACAUGUUAGUCUCGAUUUUACCCCAGUACCUCCGAGACUGUAUCAAGUUCAGUUAGGCAUGGGAUAUUUGGAAUUACCUCAAGUGGAAGUACCACUAGGAAAGCUAGUUAAUACUCUUUUGAUUAGCAAAAACGUGUAUAUCUUGGAUUGUUACUUGGACGUUUUCGUAUGGAUCGGCAAAAAAUCCACUAGACUCGUUAAUGCGGCUGCUGUAAAAUUAUCGGAAGAAUUAUUCAACAUGAUUGACAGGCCAGAGUACGCGAGAGUGACUCGCGUCAGAGAAGGAACCGAAUCGCAGGUGUUCAAAUCGAAGUUCCUCGGAUGGGACGAAGUGAUAGCGGUGGACUUCACACGAACGGCCGAAUCCGUCCAGAAGACCGGCGCCGAUCUGACCAAGUGGGCUAGGGGGCAGGAGACCAAGGCCGACCUGACCGCCCUUUUCACGCCCAGACAGCCGUCGAUGUCGCUAGGCGAGGCGCAGCAGCUCAUGGAGGAGUGGAACGACGACUUGGAGGCGAUGGAGGCCCUCGUCCUCGAAGGCAAGAAGUUCGUCCGGCUGCCGGAAGAGGAGCUCGGCACCUUCCACUCAUCGGACUGCUACGUCUUUCUCUGCCGGUACUGGAUGCCGCAAGACGAGGCCGAGGCUGUCACAGAAGAGGACGCCGACGACUUCCAGUGGGUGUGCUACUUCUGGCAGGGCAGGGACGCCUCCAACAUGGGCUGGCUGACGUUCACGUUCACGUUGCAGAAGAAGUUCAAGGCGCUGUUCAGGGACAAGUUGGAGGUUGUCAGGACGUACCAACAACAGGAGAAUAUGAAAUUCAUGGCACAUUUCAAGCGAAAGUUCAUCAUCAAACAAGGGAAACGUAAUCGGAAAUUAGAGAAGAAUGCAGUGGAGUUUUAUCAUCUGAGGUCCAAUGGAAGUGCCCUCUAUACAAGACUUGUUCAGAUCAAACCGGAUGCAUCUCUGUUGAAUUCGUGUUUUUGUUACAUUCUGAACGUCCCCUUCGAACAAGAAGACGACUCCGGCAUCGUCUACGUGUGGAUCGGUUCGAAAUGCGAUCCAGACGAGGCCAGACUCGUCCAGGAGAUCGCCGAGGACAUGUUCAACAGUGCGUGGGUGACGCUGCAAGUGUUGUCCGAGGGCGAGGAGCCCGACAAUUUCUUCUGGCUGGCGCUCGGCGGCAAGAAAGCCUACGAUACCGAGGCGUCCUUUAUGGAGUACACCAGGCUGUUCCGGUGCUCGAACGAGAAGGGCUAUUACAUCGUGUCUGAGAAAUGCUCCGAUUUUUGCCAGGAUGAUUUAGCGGAUGAUGACAUCAUGAUACUGGAUAAUGGGGAUCAGGUAUUCUUAUGGUUGGGAGCGAAUUGCAGUGAAGUUGAAAUUAAAUUAGCAUAUAAAUCAGCACAGGUGUACAUUCAACACAUGAGAGCAAAACAGCCUGAAAAACCAAGAAAGUUUUUCCUCACUCUCAAAAAUAAGGAAUCCAGGAGAUUCACCAAAUGUUUCCAUGGUUGGGGAGCUCACAAGAAACCUCCGGAAUAGAAUUAAUAUUUUGUAGAUAGGUACUUAUUUAUUGAAUUAUCAAAUUACUAAAUAAACACUAAAAAUUAUUUCGCUC
Molecule: messenger RNA, 3962 nt
Organism: Phaedon cochleariae (mustard beetle)
Lineage: Eukaryota; Metazoa; Arthropoda; Insecta; Coleoptera; Chrysomelidae
Source: the annotation of a GenBank genome assembly